Molecule: messenger RNA, 1782 nt
Organism: Nothoprocta perdicaria
Lineage: Eukaryota; Metazoa; Chordata; Aves; Tinamiformes; Tinamidae
Gene: FZD7
Product: frizzled class receptor 7
Exons: 1
Coding region: 28-1722 (564 amino acids)
Biological process (GO): canonical Wnt signaling pathway; non-canonical Wnt signaling pathway
Cellular component (GO): plasma membrane
Molecular function (GO): Wnt-protein binding; Wnt receptor activity
Source: RefSeq, a predicted model, not a curated record
GCCGCUCUGAGCCCCGGCGCGGCGGCGAUGCGCGGCGGGGCGCGCGGCGCGCGGCGCGGGCUGCUGGGCCUGGCCGCGCUGCUGGGCGCGCUGCUGGCGCGGGCGGCGGGGCAGCAGUACCACGGCGAGAAGGGCAUCUCGGUGCCCGACCACGGCUUCUGCCAGCCCAUCUCCAUCCCGCUCUGCACGGACAUCGCCUACAACCAGACCAUCCUGCCCAACCUGCUGGGCCACACGAACCAGGAGGACGCGGGGCUCGAGGUGCACCAGUUCUACCCGCUGGUCAAGGUGCAGUGCUCGGCCGAGCUCAAGUUCUUCCUGUGCUCCAUGUACGCGCCGGUGUGCACCGUGCUGGAGCAGGCGAUCCCGCCGUGCCGCUCGCUCUGCGAGCGCGCCCGCCAGGGCUGCGAGGCCCUCAUGAACAAGUUCGGCUUCCAGUGGCCCGAGCGGCUGCGCUGCGAGAACUUCCCCGUGCACGGYGCGGGCGAGAUCUGCGUGGGGCAGAACACGUCGGACGCGCCGGCGGGGCCCGGCGGGGCGGGCCGGGGGGCCACGGUGCACCCCACGGCCGGCUACCUGCCGGACUUGCUGACGCCGCCGCAGCCGCCCGCCGCCUUCGCCUUCUCCUGCCCGCGCCAGCUCAAGGUGCCGCCGUACCUGGGCUACCGCUUCCUGGGCGAGCGGGACUGCGGGGCGCCCUGYGAGCCGGCGCGGCCCAACGGGCUCAUGUACUUCAAGGAGGCCGAGGUGCGCUUYGCCCGCCUCUGGGUGGGCGUGUGGUCCGUGCUCUGCUGUGCCUCCACGCUCUUCACCGUGCUCACCUACCUGGUGGACAUGCGGCGCUUCAGCUACCCCGAGCGGCCCAUCAUCUUCCUCUCGGGCUGCUACUUCAUGGUGGCCGUGGCGUACGCRGCGGGCUUCCUGCUGGAGGAGCGCGUCGUGUGCCUGGAGCGCUUCUCUGAGGACGGCUACCGCACUGUGGCCCAGGGCACCAAGAAGGAAGGCUGCACCAUCCUCUUCAUGAUCCUCUACUUCUUCGGCAUGGCCAGCUCCAUCUGGUGGGUCAUCCUGUCCCUCACGUGGUUCCUGGCCGCUGGCAUGAAGUGGGGCCACGAGGCCAUCGAGGCCAACUCCCAGUACUUCCACCUGGCUGCCUGGGCUGUGCCCGCCGUCAAAACCAUCACCAUCCUGGCCAUGGGGCAGGUGGAUGGGGAYGUGCUCAGCGGGGUGUGUUAUGUGGGCAUCUACAGCGUGGACUCCCUGCGAGGCUUCGUGCUGGCGCCCCUGUUUGUGUACCUCUUCAUCGGCACCUCCUUCUUGCUUGCCGGCUUUGUGUCCCUGUUCCGCAUCCGAACCAUCAUGAAGCACGAUGGCACCAAGACGGAGAAACUGGAGAAGCUCAUGGUGCGCAUCGGUGUCUUCAGCGUCCUCUACACGGUGCCCGCCACCAUCGUGCUCGCGUGUUACUUCUACGAGCAGGCUUUCCGGGCCACCUGGGAGAAGACGUGGCUCCUCCAGACCUGCAAGUCCUAUGCUGUGCCCUGUCCCAGCCACUUUGCCCCCAUGAGCCCGGACUUCACAGUCUUCAUGAUCAAGUACCUCAUGACCAUGAUUGUUGGGAUCACAACCGGCUUCUGGAUCUGGUCUGGCAAAACCCUUCAGUCCUGGCGACGCUUCUACCACAGACUCAGCACGGGCAGCAAGGGAGAGACGGCGGUAUGAGACCCUCCUGCCCCCUCCGGUGCACGUGUGCACGCACACACACACACACACACACACACA